This is a messenger RNA of Paracoccidioides brasiliensis Pb18, 1926 nucleotides long. RefSeq lists its product as uncharacterized. Gene Ontology annotation, biological process: protein deubiquitination. Gene Ontology annotation, molecular function: cysteine-type endopeptidase activity; cysteine-type deubiquitinase activity. Gene Ontology annotation, cellular component: nucleus; cytosol. The transcript has a single exon. The record is from RefSeq and is a predicted model, not a curated record. The coding region runs from base 1 to 1926 and encodes 641 amino acids.
AUGCCCGACAAACCUGCGACAGUUGCAGCCUAUGCUGCCGGCGCCUCCCUAGCCGCUAUCACCCUCUUUUACGUCUUCGGCCCUAAUUUCACGAUCGACAACGAGGAAUCGAAUACUAGCACGAGAAAGAAGGGAAUUGUCGGCCUCUACAACCCGUCCAAUGACUGCUUCAUCAAUUCUGUUCUGCAAGCCCUGGCUGGCCUGGGCGACCUCCGUUUAUACCUAAUUCGCGAACUACAUCGACGGCAGUUGGAAGGGCCAGAAAUAUACAACUCUUUACCGGAUAUCGAAAGUAUUCCCCGCGGCGAGACACCUGAGAAGGUGCGCGAGCUACAGCAGGCAUCCGUCACCAGAGCGCUGAAAGAGAUGCUCGAUAGCCUCAAUGAGCGACCCAUAUAUAAGAAGACGAUAUCCGCGCGGACAUUUAUAUUGGCUUUGGAGUCUGCGUUUCAGACACGGAUAAGCCGGAAUCAGCAGGAUGCGCAGGAAUUCUUACAGAUUGUUGCGGAGCGCCUGUGUGACGAAUACCAUGCCGGUGUUAAGGCGCGGGAGAGGGCCGCUGCAUCCUCACUCAAAGCGGGUGUGGUGAAUUCGAUAUUGGAAGCAAAGCCCGUGGGUAGAUCUGGUAUUGGGGAUAGUGAUUCCGAAUUAGAGAACGGAUCGUCAUCCUUGGACACGGGAGCUGAGGCUUUGGAUACGGAGUUUCCGUUCCCUUUUGAAGGGAAGAUGGAAUCUCAAAUAGAGUGCGAAUCGUGCCAUUUUGAAUAUAAACCAAACCCGACCUCGUUCGUCAAUCUUACGCUCCAAGUGCCCCAGAAGAGCUCUGUUACUCUAAGUUCGUGUUUUGACGGGCUGCUCAAAACGGAAUACAUCGAUGAUUUCCGAUGUGGCAAGUGUGUUCUCCUCCACGCUCUGCAAAUAAAAGAAGCCGCAAAGAAGAAGGCUCUGUCAGAGAGGGAAAUCAAACACUGGGAUCAUGAGAUAUCGCUCAUAAAACAUGCCCUGGAGAUUGACCCUGAAACCAUCCCCAGGGGCGUGAGCAUGCCAAAUACACAAAACGUCCCGAAACGCAAGAUCGCGAGACAUAUGCGAAUCACAUCCUUCCCUAAAAUAAUAGCCAUACACCUAUCCCGGUCGAUAUUUGACCAGAACAGCUCUUCAAAGAACGCCGCUAAGGUCUCGUUCCCGGAACGACUGCCUAUCGGCGGCAUCCUCGACCAGAAAUGGUAUAAGCUACUAGGAAUAGUAUGCCACAAGGGCAGCCACCACAGCGGCCAUUACGAGUCUUUCCGACGCAAUCACCUCUAUGCCCCAUUUUCCACCCCAGACACUUUCCGCUCCUACUCGCAAAGUCGCUCUCCUAGUCGGAAUACGUCCACCGCCCCCAGCCCCAGUAUCAACCCGAAACACAAGACAGCUGCUGCACAAGACUUAGAGGCCAGUCCCCUGAGCAUGUCCGAUGAUACCCAAUCUUCAUCAGCAUCCUGCACCUCCCUCCCCGUCCCCUCAUUACCCACAUCCUCUUCUCAUGUUUUAACCAGCAUACAUAACACAGCACCCACCCAGCCAUCUCCGACAUCAACACAGUCAACCCCGUCGUCGCAAGAGCAACAAGAAAGCAGGGAUAUUUCCAUCACUUCACCAGUCACGCCACGGCUCAAACCAUCUCCAUCAGAUCCCAAUGCUGCUACAUCUUCACGCACAUCUUCUUUAAGACGCCAGUCCAUCACCAAGGCAGCAAAGAUUACGGGGCCAGGAACAGGCAUUCCAUCGCGGUUACAAUGGAAGAAACGGCCAAGUGACCGCUGGUGGAGAAUCAGCGAUGAUAAGGUUAAGGAGUGCAAGACUAGUGAUGUGCUGGGGAUGCAGAGGGAGGUUUACUUGCUCUUUUACGAGAUGGAGAGACCGGGAGAUGAUGAGCAGUAG